UGGGUCGGCGGACGGGGCUGCGCGCACCUCGCACCCCUGAGCUGCGGCGCCCGGCAGCAGGCGUGCUCGCCGCCCUCGGUCCCCGCCUCUGCGGGGCGGCCCCCUGUCACGCUCGCGCUGGCCGGCGAGCGGCGGGCAAGACCUCGCGGCUCGGGCUCCUACGCGGGGGAAGGACCGAUCCAGCGCUUCUGGAGGGACCCCGCCUUACUACUCGUAUAUGGCAAAGUUUCUCGCCGAGCUCCUGGGCUGCACAUUGCCGAGCAAGGGCGCCUCUCCCAUGUUUGAGUCCAAGAGUCACUCCCGAGUUGGCCUCAAAUCAAGCACGAAGCAAAAGACCACUGUUUUCAGCACGUUGGCCAAUGAGAAGUCCUUUUCUGACUGCAAAAAGGAACAGCAAUGGAAAACUUCAAUGUACAGCAGCAUAACUCCAGUCUGCUUUACAAGCCCUCUGAUUGAGAAGCCAAUUGGCAAAGAAAGCAUGCCUCAGACGCCUCCCUUUUCAGCUAUGUUUGACAGCAGUGGUUACAACCGAAACCUCUAUCAGUCUGCAGAGGACAGCUGUGGCGGGUUGUAUUACCAUGACAACAACCUCCUCUCUGGAUCUCUGGAAGCACUCAUCCAGCACUUAGUACCUAACGUGGAUUACUAUCCGGAUAGAACGUACAUAUUUACCUUUCUACUCAGUUCUCGGUUAUUUAUGCAUCCAUAUGAGCUAAUGGCCAAAGUUUGCCACUUAUGUGUUGAGCACCAGAAGCUAAAUGAUCCUGAUGGUGAUAAGAACCAGAUAAGAAAAAUUGCACCCAAAAUCCUUCAACUGCUGACAGAAUGGACAGAAACAUUUCCUUAUGAUUUUCGGGAUGAAAGAAUGAUGAGAAACUUAAAAGAUCUGGCUCACCGAAUAACCAGUGGUGAGGAGACAUAUAGGAAGAAUGUUCAGCAGAUGAUCCAGUCUCUAAUCCGCAAACUUGCUGCACUCAGCCAGUAUGAGGAAGUCCUGGCAAAAAUCAGCUCCUCAUCUGCAGAUCGGCUCACCGUUCUCAAGACCAAGCCACAGUCCAUACAAAGGGACAUCAUUACCGCCUGCAGUGACCCUUACACGUUGGCCCAGCAGCUGACUCACAUAGAGCUGGAAAGGCUCAAUUACAUUGGACCAGAAGAAUUUGUUCAGGCAUUUGUGCAGAAGGACCCUUUGGACAAUGACAAGAGUUGCUACAGUGAACGGAAGAAGACACGCAACUUAGAGGCUUAUGUGGAAUGGUUCAACCGCCUCAGCUACCUGGUUGCGACAGAAAUCUGCAUGCCUGUAAAGAAGAAGCACCGGGCAAGAAUGAUUGAGUACUUCAUUGAUGUCGCUCGAGAGUGUUUUAACAUCGGCAACUUUAAUUCCUUGAUGGCAAUAAUCUCUGGCAUGAAUAUGAGUCCAGUCUCGCGACUGAAGAAAACCUGGGCCAAAGUGAAGACUGCAAAGUUUGACAUUCUCGAGCAUCAGAUGGACCCUUCGAGCAAUUUCUAUAAUUAUCGAACAGCUCUCCGUGGGGCAGCACAAAGAUCUUUAACUGCUCAUAGUAGCAGAGAGAAGAUUGUGAUACCAUUCUUCAGUCUUCUAAUCAAAGAUAUUUAUUUCCUCAAUGAGGGCUGUGCCAACCGCCUUCCAAACGGCCAUGUCAACUUUGAGAAAUUUUGGGAACUAGCCAAACAAGUGAGUGAAUUCAUGACGUGGAAACAAGUGGAAUGUCCAUUUGAGAGGGACCGGAAGAUCUUGCAGUAUCUGCUCACAGUACCAGUCUUCAGUGAAGAUGCUCUGUACUUGGCUUCCUAUGAGAGUGAAGGACCUGAAAAUCAUAUAGAGAAAGACAGAUGGAAGUCUUUAAGGUCGAGCCUCUUAGGCAGAGUUUAACGAAUGGGAUGCUGACUGCUGCUGCUGCUGCUGCUUCUGCAUCGGGCAGAUGACUGAGGGGCUGGCCUCGGCUGUCGGCAUGUAGCACUACAGAAAGUCACCAAGUCCACGAGCAAGCUCACUCGUGACAGCAGCAGAUGGUGAACAUAUUUCCUACAGCUGACAGAUUGACUCAGAUUUUGAGACUGAAAUGUUCACUGAAGGCACUUGAGAAAGAAUCCUCUAAAGAUCCCAGCUCUGCACAUGAUUCAUCUCUUGGAAUUUCCAUGUGAAUCACAGCUCUGCACCUGGAUGGAGCUUUCGCGCGUGCGUGUGCGUGUGUGUGUGUGUGUGUGUGUGUGUGUGUGUGUGUGUGUUUAUUUGGUUGAACAUUUGCUGCUAAUGGGACUUGCCCAGCUGAGUGCUGGCUCUUAGGAAGCCCAUGUUUCUUUGUUAACUUAAAUGAAAAACGGAGAGGCGGGAGAGGGAAAAAAACCCUCCAGUUAGAUCCCAGACUUCAGCUCAGCAGUAUCGCCAGGAGGGAAAAAGACUGGUUGAAACCUGACUGUGGACUUUGUUUCCCUUAGUAUGUGCUGUGUUGUGAAUUCCUCUCCUCCCUCUUCCGACGAGGUUUUGAGUUGGCUGCUGGUUAGCAAACUCCUUUUUACCCAUAUAAGUUAUUUAAUAUAAUAAUGAAGCUCAACACUGUGGUAGGAAAAUAGCCACUAGGAAAAAAAAAAAAGCAGAGUUUGUCAUUGGACUGCUAAACAUUCUAGAAGGACUUUUUGGGAUUUUUUUUUUUGCCCUUCCAAGCUGUUUACAACUGACCACUGUGUUCUACAGAUGUAUUUUUUCAGUAGUUUUUUGUUAGUUUUCCAUGACGCCUAUUUUUUUUUUCUCUUGUAAAUUUAAAUUAUCUGACUUUAAGAGUCUUGGAAAAAACCCAUGGCCUAAUUACAAUUUAAUUUUUUGAACAGACUGUUAUGUUUUAUUGCCUUUCGGAGGCUGUUGGUGACUAAACAUGUGAACAAAGAAUAAAUUGGAAAAGUUACCACCACCAUCACCACCACCCCCACUACAGCAGUGAACAAAGCAAAUGAAAAACAUCUUGCUGUUAACUCAAAAGUCGAUCUAAUUGUGAAAUAGUUCACCUUGUUAAACAUCUAAAGUCUGUAGUUGCUCUGCAAAUAGCCAUUAUAUUUAUUUACUCUAGGAGAAGCUGUAGAGUAGUAAACUGUGUUAAUGAAAAGAACAAAACAUGUUGAAAACACAGAUGUAUUUGAAAACUUAACGACAUGGUUUCAAAAAACAGAGCAUGUAUAUAUGCAACCCGCCAUCUCAGCAGACCGGAAAUGUCUCCAAGUUGUUCCUUUACAACCAUCAAUAUAUUUCACACUCUGCGGCCAG
This is a messenger RNA of Rhinolophus ferrumequinum (greater horseshoe bat), 3283 nucleotides long. It is a transcript of the gene RASGEF1B, whose product is annotated as RasGEF domain family member 1B. Gene Ontology annotation, cellular component: plasma membrane. Gene Ontology annotation, molecular function: guanyl-nucleotide exchange factor activity. NCBI's taxonomy places the organism in Eukaryota, Metazoa, Chordata, Mammalia, Chiroptera, Rhinolophidae. The transcript is spliced from 17 exons. Gene Ontology annotation, biological process: positive regulation of GTPase activity; Ras protein signal transduction. The record is from RefSeq and is a predicted model, not a curated record. Bases 218 to 1897 code for a protein of 559 amino acids.